UGUCAAAAGUGUCACGUACAUACAAAACACACUUUCCGUGAGUUAAUUAUUGCUUUUAGUUAAGACAAAUCAGACAAAAAAAUGGAUGACAAAUCUGGCCAUGGCAAAGAGGACGAUAACGAUGCUGACGUAGAAUCCAAAGCGAUAUUAAGGAAAAAGCUGCAGGUAAAGUCUGACGCGCUCGUGGUGUUGAGCCAAGAGUUGAAUCAAUAUAAAAUACAGCGAGAUCAAUUUAAAUUGAUGGCUGAAAAAAUACAGGAAAGAUUUUUGCACUUGAAGAAGCAGAUGUGUGAUACGAAGGAGUCGAACAAGUGUGACAGUUUAGAGAAUAAUUUUAGAACAUUAGAUCUAUUGACGGAAGCACGGGAACAGAACAAAUGCCUGAGGCUACAAGUUGAAACGUUGAGGCAAAGGCUGAUGGACGCAGAGGGCGAUAUAAAGGCAUUACGUACGAAUAAUAAUCAUAACAAUCGGGUUUCGGUUGACCAAGAGGCUCAGCUUGCACCAGCGAUGCAUCAGAGAGAGGAGAUGAUAGAGCAACUAGAGAAAUUAAAUUUAAGGUGUUCACAGUUGCAAACGGAUCUGCAGACCGUGCUCGAUGAGAAGCAUGAAUUGGAAGUAGAAAGAGACGCGUUCAAGUGUAAAGCGCAUCGUCUGAAUCAUGAACUGUCUAAAGCUCUAAGUGCUUCCAAACCAGUUGACCUGGACGCACUUAUCAAUGAGAAUAGGUAUCUACAAGAGAGACUGCAACAAUUGCUCGAGGAAAAGGAACUCACGCGUCAAUCGUUGUCGAAAUAUAAGAGCAUGCUGGACAGCAAAAGGGCUAAGGGGGCCAUGAAGUUGGGAGUCAAUUCCGCGGCUGGAACGGUGAUGACUCACAAGCAGGUGGAACAACUUCUUCAGGAGAGUUCUUACAUUCCGCCUCAGAAAUCUGCCGCUGCUGUCACCGAUUUACGAUGUCUUUGCACAGCCCUGUUGGAGGCGUUGAAUGACAAGACUUUAGCUCUGGCGCACCAGAAGAAGGCGAACAAAAUAUUGGCGUUGAGGAUUUGCGAAUUGGACAGUGCGAUACAAUCACCAACCAUGAAGCUCUUGGAAGGAUACACGAGCGCCAAUAUUGAUUCGAAAUGUGAUAAUGAGUUAAACGAUUUGGAUCACGCAGUUAAUGGUAAUACGGAUAGCAUCGAGGAGAACAGUAUCAUAACAGAUGAGAACAAUGUGCAUUGUAGCUCGUCACCCGAGAGUCAAGUUAUGCAGCAGUUGCAAUCGAUACAAAUGAGUCUUCCAAAGAAUCUAGGAGUCUUGGUCCAAAAGGCGUUAAACAAUUUGAAGGAUAAGGACAAACAAAAAAUAUGAAAUUAAAAGUGUACAUGUAAAAAGAUGCACGUGCCUCUGUACACACGACGCGUGUGUAUAAAGCAUAUUUCUGGGUUGGGGCAAUCUCUAAUCAACACGGUUCAUUGAACGACUCAGAUAGCAGACAGAGAGUCUAAAACGAAUUCACUUGCCAUGUCACUAAUUCCGAGUUCAGUUUCGGAUGCAAAAAGAAUAGAAAAAAUGUUAUGGAGCGUAAAAGAAUUCUUUUUGCAUCUGAAAAUGAACUCGGAAUUUGUGACAUAGACAAGAAUCCUUUUUGAACUCUCCGUGCUAUCUGGGAAUUAGUCUUCGUAAAUCUAGUCUUUAUGAGUUAUAUUUAAGAAGCAGCAAACUCUAUUAUGAGUGCCAGCAAAUUAUUAAAUCGAUAUUUUUGUCAAGAGAAGUCGCGGUUAGAGAUGAUUUUAUCGUGAAAGAUUUUCUUCAUGAUUUAUGAAGAACAUUUAGUUACGCGACAUCAUUUGUUGUCAACAAAUUAAUGGACAUAUCGCUUAUGUGUAACUGCAGCAUUGCAAUACGUAAUGAAUUGACAGUAGAACAAUUACGAUAGAGCUCACGUUGAAUACUUGGAAUGCUAUAUCCAUCCUUCAUGUAUUUGACGUAAGUGCUAUUUAUUUUAUUUCUAUUAACUAUAAAUUGAAGAGAUAAAUUUGUCAGAUGAUUUACGCCGUAUGUACAUUUAAUGAUGUGUGUGUAUUAUUAGAUAUUGUUACAUUCUAUAUAAUUACAAAAUUCUAAUUACAUACGUUACAUAAAUAUAUAGUAUGAUAAUAAUUUAUUGACAAGUUAUUCAUUUGAAUAUACACAUGAUCACGCUAAUGCGUUGCCGCAAAAACAUGGAUAGUUGUUAAAUGUUUCUGUACCUUAUGCACACGUUUAAGGAGUACGACUGUACAUUUAUCGACACAAUAAAAAACGAUUGUAA
Messenger RNA from Ooceraea biroi (clonal raider ant), 2299 nucleotides. Its product is annotated as coiled-coil domain-containing protein 149. The record is from RefSeq and is a predicted model, not a curated record. NCBI's taxonomy places the organism in Eukaryota, Metazoa, Arthropoda, Insecta, Hymenoptera, Formicidae.